Linum trigynum is the source of this 1499-nucleotide messenger RNA. Lineage: Eukaryota; Viridiplantae; Streptophyta; Magnoliopsida; Malpighiales; Linaceae. The record is from the annotation of a GenBank genome assembly.
GGCCCAAAACAAUGGGCCACGGUUAAAUGGGCCAACCGACCCAAACUUCAUUAUCUCCAAUCGGUUCGUAUAAUAAGGAAUUUAUGCGUAGGGCAGAUGCUUUCUCUCCCUCUUUCGCGAAUCGGGUUCGCUCGCUCUCUUCCUUUCCGUGAGAGCAUUUUCUUCCCCCCACUGGUUGUGUAGUUGCUCUUUCCUUCUCCAUCUCCAAGAAGCCAACAGCAAAGGUUUGUCAUUUCAAUCUCUUCUUUCGUUUUUCUUUACUCGUUAGCAGCAAUAUUCAUUUUGUCAAUCAUCCUGCAAUCGAGGUAAACGUUCCGAUCUUUUCUCGUCCUCCGAGGUUUUUUUCUCUCCUCCUCUUUGUAGUUCGUCAAUCUGCUAGUUAAUAUCGAAUUCGAUUUCUUGUGACCGUUCCGGGUUUUUUCAUUGGUGUGCUUUGUUUUCGUAUGGGUUGAUGAUCAUUCAUCGUGGGCAUGUUGGUGUAUGAUUUCUUCACCUUCGAGAGUUGAGGUGUUCGAGAAUUAGGGUUGACGCGUUUUCCCCCAAAUUGAUGAACUUGCUGGAUUGGAUUGGUUAGAAGUGAAUUUCAUUUCUAGGGAUGAUUCAUUUUCUUGGAGUUCAGCCGUGUUGGCGGUUUCAUUUCUCUGCCCUUGGGUGGUUGAAUUAUUAGGGUCAGUAAUUUGAUUUGGAUGACUUGCGUUGCAGAACCAGAAACCAUGCCGAAGAACAAGGGUAAGGGAGGAAAGAACAGGAAGAGAGGAAAGAACGAAGCUGAUGAUGAGAAGCGUGAGCUGAUCUUCAAGGAAGAUGGGCAGGAGUAUGCCCAGGUGAUGCGCAUGCUCGGUAACGGGCGUUGUGAGGCCACGUGCAUCGACGGAGUGAAGCGUCUCUGCCAUAUCCGUGGCAAGAUGCACAAGAAGGUCUGGAUUGCAGCUGGUGAUAUAAUUCUAGUGGGUCUCCGAGACUAUCAGGAUGACAAGGCUGAUGUUAUCCUGAAGUACAUGCCUGAUGAGGCCAGGCUUCUCAAGGCGUAUGGUGAGCUUCCAGAGAACACUCGUCUCAAUGAGGGUAUUGCUGGAGGUCUCGAUGAGGAGGAUGAAGGUGCUGGUGAUGACUACAUUGAGUUUGAAGACGAAGAUAUUGAUAAGAUCUAAAGAGCUUCUGGAUUGUGUAAUAUACUCUUGUUAUAUGCAAGCUAUAGCUCUGUAAUCUUGUCUUCUUACUGGAUCUAGAGAGAUUAUGGUAUUACCGAGUUUGUAGCUCCGCUAUUUGCUAUUUGGGGUACUUUCCUCGACUGAGAGACAUACUUCUGUCGUUCCUAUUUUGAAUCUAUUUUGCGGUUACUGGAUUCAUAUCUUUGUGAUGACCGAAGAUCAGGCAUUACAGAGUGGUGGCUCCUUUGAAUUUUUCCAUGGCUAGAAAGUAAAAUCUCUAGUGUUUGGAAGGCAACUCUGCAAGAUGCAUUGAAAGUUUGGGUUCCAGCAUAUGCUUGCAGUUAAAUU